UUCUGUGGGGUGUUCAGAGAAGGAGACACAGUGAUGCCUGGCAGCCCUGAGCCCAGGCCCAUCUUGGCCUGGCCGCUGCGGCACGGAGCCUGGGGCACCUGGAGGCUGGGUCCUGGGGUAGGGCACGGGGUGGGGGGGCUGGACUCCCCGUGUUAAUUGUUAUACCAGGUCCAGAGUCUGAUCUCCGGGUCUGGACCAGCCCCGCCCCUAGGCCCGCCUGCCACUAUAUCAGGGGCUGGGCAGGGCCUCACCCAGCUAACCUUGACUGUGCACCGCUGCUGGCUCUUCCAUGACCAUGGAGACCCUGGAGACCCUUCUCCUGCUCAGCGCCCUGCUCCUGUCACCUGCAGAGGCUCAACGGGCCUCGCAGAAUCGCCCGAAGCCCUGGCUGGUGGGCCUGGCUGCCGUCGUGGGAUUCCUGUUUAUUGUCUUCAUCCUCAUGCUGGUCAACCGCAUCUGGUGCUCCAAAGCGAGAGCUGAGGACGAGGAGUCCGCAUUCAGAAUGGAGUCCAACCCGCAUCAGGACCCGAGUGAAGAAGGCAAGAGGAAGAGGGAAGGGGACAUAAAGGGCAAGAAGGGCAAGAAGGCUGAGGAAGAAGGAGAGAGAAACUUGGGGCUGGAGCUGGAGGAGAAAGAGGAGUCCAGAGGUAAAGGGAAAGUCAUGAACACAGCCAUGUGAAGACUCGACACCGACUUCCUCCAGGCAGCCGCCCAGAGAUGCCCCUUUCACAUCGUGUAAGCGAUGAUCUGGACGUGAAGCCACCAUAAUAACUCCGUGCAGAGCUGAGAAUACCGCACGAAGAGGUGUGGACUUGCCCCGCCCCACAGGGAGUGGGGCAAGUGUGCUCUGUGUGCUGCGUCCGUGGGCUUUAUGCACCCUCCUUCCUGACUUGACUGCCUAGUGAUUCUUCUUGCACUAGGAGCGCAUUCUUGGUUGUGGAGAAACCCCCCAGCCCUCACCAUCUCAUGGCUCCACCUACUUCUACCCACCGCCUGAUUUCUUUUCCCUCUCCCUGAUAUCUGUUGGCCAGAACCUCCGCCCCGCCCCGCCCCCCCCCCCCCCCCGUCCCAUCCCACUCAGCCUGGGGACCAACUUGGGGCAGGGGCUGCCUUUUCGAGACCUGCAUUAAAUUGAUAAGAGCCCUUCAGAAGGGCUCCUGUUGUCUCUUGGGACUCAGUUUCCCCCUGGGGGAGGCAGCUUUUGGGGUUGGGGUCACUGCCUGUGCAGGUGUGGUAGAGCAGGCUGCACCGUGCCCAGAUGCCCUGGGCACACUCAGCCCUCUCCCUGCAAUCUUGAUUUUGCUGCCCUGAGCCUUGGACUUUGAGCCCCGAGAGUGCCGUAUCCUGGGAAAUCCUUGCUACCCCACCCCUGGUCUGGGCUCACAUGACUCCAUUCCCGGGAACUGUGUCCAGGGAGGCCGUGUGCCCCGGGGCUCGGCGCCCCCCUGGGAAGGGACAAGCACUUUCUCCUCCCAGUUUCCAGCCACUCCUUUCACCUCACUUUUUCCGGGCCCUGGACCUUGCCCUGGAUAUUAACCAUUUCUUAAUAAGGACCUUGAUAAAAGCUGGCAUUCGGGCUGGGUUCUGGGGCAGGUCGCUGGGGUUGUUGGGUGUAGGAUGUAACCCCCAAGGCUGCUAGAACACUUCCAGGGUAGUCCACCAGGGGGGUGGAAAAAACAUAAACAAAUAAAAUCAA
Molecule: messenger RNA, 1696 nt
Organism: Zalophus californianus (California sea lion)
Lineage: Eukaryota; Metazoa; Chordata; Mammalia; Carnivora; Otariidae
Product: small integral membrane protein 24
Exons: 4
Coding region: 290-679 (129 amino acids)
Source: RefSeq, a predicted model, not a curated record